Messenger RNA from Sclerotinia sclerotiorum 1980 UF-70, 2385 nucleotides. RefSeq lists its product as hypothetical. Gene Ontology annotation, molecular function: nucleic acid binding; zinc ion binding. Lineage: Eukaryota; Fungi; Ascomycota; Leotiomycetes; Helotiales; Sclerotiniaceae. The coding region runs from base 1 to 2385 and encodes 794 amino acids. The record is from RefSeq and is a predicted model, not a curated record. The transcript has a single exon.
AUGGAUUCGCCAGCAGAGGAUGUGGUUGAUUCGCGAUCGAAUGUGGUUGGAAGGAAACGCGCUUUACACACAUCCUCGGACCAAGGUAGAGAAAUCGUCUCAGUUGAUUCUUCUUCUGACGAAUCGCCGGAACAACCUCGAAAGAGGGCAAAGCAAUCCCCUGCGGAAUCUGCCAGAGUUGAGAUCGAUCUCACAUCCUCGCCGUUGCAAAAGGACUCGGCAGCAGGAACUGUUAAGCCUGGAGCAAAUAUUGUACAACCGGUGGCCUGGAACCAAGGCGUACAGAGCGGGUUGCGAACAUCCUUCAAGAGCAAGAAACUGGCGUUGCCCCAGAAUACCCCCCUGAAAGAAACAGAGCAAGACCUAAAUAAUAAUGGACAAGGUCUCGUCAGCCCACAGGGUACCGAAGUUAAUCCUAACACUGUUGAGAAAUCCAAAGGAAGAUCUCAUCAGAAGCCGAUCUUGACCAGAAAACAACUGAGUAAGCUAUCAGAAGAAAGACAGCUGGUCUUGAUGACAGCUUAUACCCAGGAUGUUUCUGCUUUGAUAGAUCUUCAUGGCUGGCCAGUGCCGGAAGCAUCUCAACAGAGCUGCUUGAAGUACAUUGAAGAUGGAUUGACUUUUUAUCCCACUCCAAUAAAGAAGGAUCAGCCUGUAGGAUACUACUCGUUCGGCGGUGGUGAUGUUCAGCUACGAGAAUUGCUUAAUGCGGAAGGCAAACCAAUCAUGAUUGAACAUAUCACUUACUCUGAUGUCCUUUGUGCGCUUGUGGCAAACAACGAGUUCUUCAAAAGUGGGUUGUCAGACAAACGUGCCAAGGCCUCCUUCAAAGCUUAUAUGAGACAUUUCUACAAUCAUGUUCCGCACAGGGAAAUUUUCACAACUUCUCUCGUGGAGAAAGCCCCCUUUUUCAUGGACGUCCUCAAAAACUCUAGACCACCUUCAAAAGGAAAUGUCAAGCCCACGCCUGAAGAACCUUUCAAGAAGAGUGGCGAAUCGAGCAACCAGAAAGUUACCCAAGCCCCAGCAGCUCAAGUCCCCGUGGUCAUCGAUUCUGAACCAAACACUGCUCCGGCCAAAACUUUCAGCAGAGCUGCUCCACCCGACUUGACCCGAGCGCUUGAUCAUUAUGACGCGAAUGCCGCUCCUGCAAUUACCAAUAAAGAUGUAGUCGAAGAUGAUGCAUUAGCCACCAAUCCUACAACAGAAUCCAAUGGCAAGUUGACCGCGCGAAUUUCUCCGACUCUGGUUACGGACAUUAUCGACCCGACCCGAGAUCGCAGGAUUCUUACCGAAGCUGAUACAGUUCAGAUGGAUCAUGGCUCCUCUGGCUCUAUAGUUGAAAGUGAUAUGGAGCCCCCUCUAGUCGAUCCUGCCGUUGAGAUUGAUGAUGACCAGGACUCUAGUGCCUCGCGCGAAAAAGUUUCAAGUCCAAAGCCAACUCCAGAAGACCGUGCUGCAAUUCUGAAAUACUUUCCAACCAGUGAUGGCACCAUUCUCAGAAGAUGCUUGGUCUGCGGCUCUAGUGGACACGAUCGAGCUCUAUGCCCUGACAGCGCGUGUUCUUCUUGUGGCAGCACGGGUGAUCAUCUGACUCCAGCUUGCCCCCGUACUUCAGUCUGUGGUAAGUGUCGUGGAGUGGAUCAUCAGACGUCGCAUUGCCCCGAGAAACUGCGUGCUGCCAAGGAAGAUACCAAAUGUAUAAUGUGUCAAUCUCCAAGCCAUCUUGAAAAUCAAUGCCAUUUAAUUUGGAGAAGUUUUCUUCCUGGCAUCGAGGAAAUCAAGAAGGUCCGAAACAUAUCAGUAUAUUGCUACUUUUGUGGUCGUGCAGGUCACUUUGGCCCUGAAUGUGGACUAUAUCGUGGAGAACCCGCUUCUGGUGGAGUAUCUUGGUCAAGUAGUAACUUGGAAAAGUAUCUCGAUGAUGCUACUAGUCAUGAUUCUACGUCUUUAGGGGGUAGUGAUCAUUCAAUUCCUAGUCGUGCAAAGAAGGGCUUCAGCAUCAAAGGAAAAGCCAAUGAUCCUAUCGAGCUAGACGAUAGUGAUGAUGACGAAGAUUUCAUCCAUCCGAGAGUCAACAUGGGUUCCAAAAACAGUCAAAUUCAAUUCUCUCAAGUUGGCGCAAUGCAAUCUUUCAAUCAAGAGCCCCCUUUCCAGUUCCAGGGUACUCGUGGCAACCCAAAUAGUAAGGCAUCUGGUGGAAACCGAGGUGGUCGUGGCGGCCGUGGAGGCGGUGGUAGUAGUGGUAGUAGUGGAGAGAAAAAGAAGCCGAAGCAAAAAUUUGGAAAUACCCCUCCUAGAGGUGGUGGUUCAGACCGUAAAAAAGCCUACCGCGGUAGAGGUGGAGGCGGACCUGCUCGAGGAGCUCCACGUGGUCGCCGCUGA